Messenger RNA from Spodoptera frugiperda (fall armyworm), 520 nucleotides. RefSeq lists its product as uncharacterized. Lineage: Eukaryota; Metazoa; Arthropoda; Insecta; Lepidoptera; Noctuidae. The coding region runs from base 1 to 366 and encodes 121 amino acids. The transcript has 5 exons. The record is from RefSeq and is a predicted model, not a curated record.
AUGAGGGUAAUGAGGGUCGAAUUCAAAAAUUCGCAACUCGUUCUUAUUCAAUCACUUGUCAAAUUUUUUACCAAGAUACCGGUAACUUACACCGGCGUUCGCGCAUUUCUUUAUACCAGUGAUAUUACCGAGAAUUUCCAUAUUGGACUGGCGUUGUUACGUGCAGCUAUUACGCAGUUAACGAGACAUGGACCAGGAAAGCAGUUCUGGUGUGUCCAUGUGGCCUUCACUGAUAUGGAGCCAACUAGACAAGAAAGGCGGUGGUCAUCAAAUCAGGAUCAUUACAAAUACGAUGGAUCACCUGAAACGCCUGAAAGAUGCCGCAACUUGAAAGAAAAUCAAGUCACUGUACUAUGUGGUGAAUGAAAUCAAGUCACAGUAGUGUGUGGCGAAUGUUACACACUUAGAAGUUCGAGCUCUUAUCAAGAGAUGGCGUUACGUGUCUAAGGGGUAAAACCUGGGGGCUUAGGUUCGUUAUAUCGGACGUCACUGGUCUGGGAUAGUCCUUGCUGAACUAAGG